Molecule: messenger RNA, 1982 nt
Organism: Erinaceus europaeus (western European hedgehog)
Lineage: Eukaryota; Metazoa; Chordata; Mammalia; Eulipotyphla; Erinaceidae
Product: GPI ethanolamine phosphate transferase 1-like
Exons: 1
Biological process (GO): GPI anchor biosynthetic process
Cellular component (GO): endoplasmic reticulum membrane
Molecular function (GO): mannose-ethanolamine phosphotransferase activity
Source: RefSeq, a predicted model, not a curated record
AAUAAAAUAAAAGUAAAAUUAAAAAAAUUCAUAAAACAAAAGAAGUAUGACGAAGCAAUCUCCCUUUGCAAGGAGCUGAUUCGUCUUGCACUGGAAGGAUUGUCCUACUACCACACUUACGACAGAUUCUUUUUGGGCAUCACUGUUGUUCUUGGUUUUGUGGGAUGGACAUCUUAUGCUUCUCUGUUGAUCAUCAAGUCUCAUUCCAACCUCACCAGAGGUGGUAGUAACAAAAUUAAGAAACCAAAUCAUCUCCUGACAUGUACUUUUGUAGCUGUUGGCAUUGCAAUAGCAUUUUUCCUGCUGAUUCAGUCCUGUCCCUGGACUUACUACGUGUACUGUCUGUUGCCGGUGCCAAUAUGGCAUGCGCUUCUGAGCGAAUUUCCAGUGAUUGAGGACCUUGUCAAGUCUCUGCUGACCUUUCCCCCUGGUCAAUUUAUUGGAAGCCUGUUAGUCUUUGGUCUGGGACUUGAAAUACUAGUUCUCAGUUUUUUCUACCGCUAUAUGCUUACAGCUGGACUUACAGCAUUUGCGGGCUGGCCAUUCGUCACUCAGCUGUGGACUCGAGCAAAGAGCACCUCACUGAGUUGGACUUUGUUCUCUUUGCUCCUGGUAGUGUUUCCACUGAUGCCUGUUGUAGGACAGAAGCCAGACAUCUCUGUGGUAAUGGGAGCAGGCUUGCUGGUUCUUCUUCUGUCCCUGUUUGUUGUGACAUCAUAUAUAAAAAGAAAAGAUAAUCUCGAUGGAGAACUAUUUUUGUAUCUGCUACAGAUACUGAGCAUCAUGCUUUCCAUGUACACCGUGUAUAGCACGCACAGUAGUCUGCAGCGGAAACAAGGACUACCCUUUCUUAAUCAGACCAUUAGCUGGAUCAUAUUAGCCUCUUCCUUCAUCCUGCCACUUCUGAGUCCCACCAUCCUCUUCGAGCGGUUGUUCAGCAUACUCCUUUCCUUGAUGUCCACCUACCUGCUUCUAAGCACAGGGUAUGAAGCUCUCUUCCCAUUAGUGCUGUCAUGUUUGAUGUUCAUCUGGAUACACAUGGAACAAGAAACCCUGCAACAAUCUGGCUUUUCCUGUAAACAGAAGGUCAACAGUAUCCAGUUUGCCUACAAUAUUGAUAUAACUCAGUAUCGAAAGCUCUAUCUCGACGACAUCCAUAGGGCCUUUUUCCUUGUUUUCUUCUUACUGACAGCAUUUUUUGGAACUGGGAAUAUAGCUUCUAUUAACAGCUUUGAUCUUGCUUCAGUCUAUUGCUUUGUGACGGUGUUUAGUCCUUUUGUGAUGGGAACCCUGAUGAUGUGGAAGAUUUUAAUCCCCUUUGUACUUGUGAUGUGUGCUUUUGAAGCAGUUCAGUUAACUACCCAGCUGUCAUCAAAAAGCCUUUUUCUCAUGGUUCUCGUCAUAUCAGACAUCAUGGCUUUGCACUUUUUCUUCUUGGUCCAGGAUUAUGGCAGCUGGCUUGAUAUUGGAACAAGCAUCAGCCACUACGUGAUUGUCAUGUCCAUGACCAUCUUCCUGGUGUUCCUCAAUGGCUUGGCGCAGAUGCUCACGACCAAGAAACUCACAUUGUGCGGCAAACCCAAGAGCCACCUCUUCUGAUGGUGGCGAAACCACCUUUCAGCCCCAGGGCCCUUUCUCCUGUUUUGACUGGAAUCUCACCAAGGAGUUAGUAAGAAGAUGGACACCAUUUUCCUGUGGAGAAUAUAAGAGAAUAUGUUCUUUCUAUCUAGAAGAAUGUAGGGGAAUAUGUACCAUAUUCUGCUGUAAGAAAUGUGUGGAGUGAUACAUUUUAUGGGUUAGCUGGAAUAAAGGAGCUUUCAUGUUCAAAAAAAAAAAAAAGUAAAAUAAAAUAAUUAUAAAGAUGCUGUAGAGAACAUUCCUUCUCACAUCAUUCUCUGGGGUCUUAAAAUUGUCCUUUUUAGCCAUCAGGGAACACAGUAGUCUUUGUCCUAUAGACAAUGUGAAGCCAGAUCUGCAGCACA